Molecule: messenger RNA, 1412 nt
Organism: Ficedula albicollis (Collared flycatcher)
Lineage: Eukaryota; Metazoa; Chordata; Aves; Passeriformes; Muscicapidae
Gene: TEX55
Product: chromosome 1 open reading frame, human C3orf30
Exons: 4
Coding region: 402-683 (93 amino acids)
Source: RefSeq, a predicted model, not a curated record
UCCCCGUCCUCGGCCACGGCGAGCGGCGAGCAGCAGAAAGAGACAGUGCCGGCGGGGGGCGAAGAGCCCCCUGCUUUUCCCUGCAGAGCCGGGGGCAGCAAGGGUUCAAUGGCUAUUCAGAAUCUGAAGUGGAAGAAGCUGCAUAUCACCAGCUGCUGAACCAUCUGAGGACCACAGACCUAUAGUUGAAUCCCCACCAUCACUGGAUGACUUACCUGGCGUGGAAGCACCAGCAUCUGCAGCCCAGCCAUAUGUAGUGGAAUUGCCAGUGUCUGCAGACCACCUGGCUGUCAAGAAACCAACACAUUCUGAGUACCACUUCCUGCACAUUGUAUAGUCUGCAUCAGGGAAAGCUCACCUGAGAUCACACUGUGGGAGAACUUCCAUGUUUCAAAGUCAAGAUGUACACCUCUGAAUCCACACAGGAUGGCACUAACACUAUUGAGACUGUGUUGUCAGCAGCAGAGAUUACAUUUGAAUCAUUGGAGAAUCCGGAAGCUUUUGGAGACCCCUAUCAAGUCGCCAUGAAUUAUGUGGAGGAACAUAAAAUUCUACAGAUAUUUCAGGAUAUCACGGAAAAACUGCUGAUCCAAAAGCCUAAUGACCCCUUGCAGUUCAUAUUGCAGGAGGUGCAGUCUAUGAUAAAUGCCAGGCAAGCAGAACCGGAGAGACUAUCGGAAUAGAACAAAGAUGCGUAGAUGUUUCUAGAAGAGGGCCUGCGUACUCCUUUUGGCCCCCAUUGCUGUUGUGGUAUUGCCACAACAUGACUUCAGAACACCAUGUCAUCAUUGGCAAUAACUUGGAAAAAAUCUGCUUGUCUGUCUCUUGCCUGUUUUCUCUGUUUUGUAUGCUUGUGCUUCCCCUUUGGUUUGAAUCCAGCAACCAAGUUUUGCUUUGGAAUCACAGACUGAGAUCUAAAUGUGCAUAGAUCUGUUUGCACAUAUGGCACAUCUUGAAGAGACAGGUCUGCUGAACUUCUAUGCAUAUAAAUGCAUAAAUCUCAUAUUUAGGCCGCUCCAGACUCUGCCUUUCUGUGCAGCUCAGACAAUGCAAGAACAAAAGCAAGUAGAGUCAAAAAGAAGCCCUGGACAGCCCACCGCCUUCUUUUUUUAUGUUGCAUUGGUGGCUUACUGUGUCCAGUUAUGCAGCACCAAUGCCUAUUUAAUAUGCUGGUAGUUUGUGUCUGGGCUUUCGCAGUGCUUCCAGAGCUCCUCUAAUGCAAAAAGCUGUCUCUCUGCCUCUUCCAAACACUGUAUACAGCUGUCUCACCCUUAAUCAUCACUGUUGGACACUGAUCACUCUGCUUUUUGAGGUUGCCCUGCCUAUAUCAUUGUAAGUACAGUGUAUAACCAGAACAGUAAAGCAACAGUUGCGCACACCCUUUAUGCUUUCAAAAGAUAUUGUCACUCAGG